This is a messenger RNA of Alosa alosa (allis shad), 3773 nucleotides long. Its product is annotated as solute carrier organic anion transporter family member 5A1-like. The coding region runs from base 1036 to 3660 and encodes 874 amino acids. The transcript has 9 exons. Gene Ontology annotation, biological process: sodium-independent organic anion transport; transmembrane transport. Gene Ontology annotation, molecular function: protein binding. Gene Ontology annotation, cellular component: membrane. Lineage: Eukaryota; Metazoa; Chordata; Actinopteri; Clupeiformes; Clupeidae. The record is from RefSeq and is a predicted model, not a curated record.
GUCCGCAUCUUCUGUCGCGUUAGCAUGCGCCCUCGACUAGCAGUUAGCCGGCUCCCUACAAGUAAACAAGGAUGCGUCCCUCCUCCCCAAUAACAAGGACCUUUCGGUGGCACGGUGCUUUUCUCUGUCUGCUACCGGUGUGGUUGCUGGGAAAUCAAAAAUGACCAGUCCAACAAUAUUGAAAAUACAUCCGCUGUCAACUCAGUUGAAAAUGAUGCUAUUUUGACGCGUAAGCGCACUGUUUUAUUUUUUUUAAUUAUUAUUAGGCGCUAGCUAGCUAGCGACAUGGCUAGGCGCUUUGCUGCAGUGAUGGUGUUUUUAAUGUUUUAAGUGAAGCUCGUGUAGUGGAAGUUAUUCAUAAAUAUGUCAACCUUUUGUUGAAAAUACGCAGUAUUUAUUUUUUUCUUUUUGAUGACCGUACCGAAUGUGUCAAUUUUUACAAGAGUAAAUCUGAGUUUGUCUUUGUAUUUUUAAUGCCAUCCUAAUCCGUUAUUUGCAAUAACGUUAGCUAGAUAAUCUCUCUGUCCCGUUAGCCGUUUUAGCUGCCACUGUUGUCCGGGCACUGGUAGUUUUGUUACCAGGCAGACGGAGCCGUUUCCGAGUCAAAUAACAGUAGACUUUGCGGAGGACACCAACCGACUGUCCGAGCAGGUGUCUCUUCGACCCCCACUGCGCAGUCCGCCAGCUGACUCUUGUGUUCUGACCCUUACGCUGCGAUGUUUUGAUAGAGGACAGCUCGGGACCAGCGGCACCGUACAGUUGGAGCGGGUGGAUGUUUGAGUUAGGAGAUGCCGCAGCGGCCGCGAGGACCCCUGAAAUCAGCUGUGACCACGCGGUGAGCGAGAUAAAGAGACGCUUCUCUCGAGAGGGAGAUAAAGACAGUCAGGCCUCGCUCGCUCGUGCUGCUCAGGGACUGCUGCAUUGUUGCCGCGUGGUGUUAAUUCUCUGGCGACAUCACCGAGAAAACGAGCUGUCAAGCAAAGAGUGGUUUCUUUUCUACCCCCUUCACUGACACCCAACUCUGUCCCGGUUGUCAUGGAGCCGUGUGCGCGUGGCGGCGGCGGCGGCAGCACGUUGCAGCAGCUGCGCGAGGAUGCGGCACUCGCGCUCGCUCUCACUCACACGCACACCACCCUGAAGUCCAAGAGUCUCCCGGCCCUGAACGAGAGCGGCAGCGCCCAGCGCGCCGACCCACCGAGCUCCGAUACGACUGCUCCGGCUCCCGCGCCCGCGCCAGAGACCUCCCCCUCAGACUGCAGCCUGGUGGGCCUGAGCGGCUCACCCACACACCCCCCCGCCGCCACCAGCGCGCACACACACACACACACACACACACACACUCAGUCCCUCAGCAGCGCGUGGUGGGGAGCGUUGGCGGAGCGCCGGCGCCGGAUGUGGCACACUUUCGCCUCGGACGCGCGCUGCUUCCUGGUGUGCAUGAGCUACCUGACGCUGGUCCAGUCUCUGCUGGUGUCGGGCUACCUGAGCAGCGUCGUCACGACGAUGGAGCGCCGCUUCCGGCUGCGCAGCGCGGAGUCCGGCCUGCUGGUCAGCUGCUUCGACUGCGGCAGCCUGCUGGUCGUCGUCUUCAUCAGCUACUUCGGGGGGCGUGGCCACAGGCCGCGCUGGCUGGCGGCGGGGGCGGUCCUCAUCGCGCUGGGCGCCGCCCUCUUCACCCUGCCGCACUUCCUGGCGCCGGCCUAUCAGCUGGAGGAGCAGGGCAACAGCUCCGCCCUGGGGGAGGGGCUCUGCGAGGCGGCCGGGUCCGACACACACUCCGUCACACACACACACACGGCUCUGCAGUCCGCCGAGGCCAACGGCAGCAGCGGCGGCGUUGUGGGCGUGGCCAGGGGAGCUAGGGCGCAGGUGUGCCGGCGGGAUUGGGAGGGGCGGGAGCACAAGCUCUACGUGACGUUAUUCGUCGUUGCUCAGCUGCUGGUGGGCAUGGGGUCCACCCCCAUCUACACGCUCGGCCCCACCUACCUGGACGACAACGUCAAGAAGGAGAACGCCUCACUCUACCUGGCUAUCAUGUAUGUGAUGGGGGCCCUGGGGCCAGCUGCUGGCUAUCUGCUGGGAGGAGUCAUGAUCGGCUACUACGUCCACCCCUACACACACGUCACCAUCGACCAGAACGACCCGCGCUUCAUAGGCAACUGGUGGAGUGGGUUCCUGAUGUGUUCGGUUGCCAUGGCGCUGGUUAUCGUGCCGAUGCUGGCCUUCCCUCAGAAGCUGCCCCCCCGCCACAAGCGCCGCCGCAAGAAGCAGGCCCUGCACGCCGCGCACGAUGAUGAUGUCAUGAAGGAGAAGAAGCAGGGCCAGCAGACCUCAAUGGGCUUCGGCAAGGACCUAAAAGGUGUCUCCCCGAGGGCUUUGUUCGUGAUCCUGAGCAACGUGACGUUCCUCUUCAUGAGCCUGUCGUACACGGCCGAGUGCGCCAUCGUCACCGCCUUCAUCACCUUCAUCCCCAAGUUCAUCGAGUCGCAGUUCAGCAUCCCUGCAUCCAGUGCCAGCAUCUACACUGGUACGAUCAUCGCGUCUAGUGCGAUGCGGCACCGCGGCUGGGCUGGCUACAUCAUUAAGCGUCUGAAGCUGGGUGAGCGGGAGAGUGCUCAGCUGGCGCUGGUCUGCAGCGGUGUGUCCCUCCUCUGCUUUUCCACCCUGUUCAUCACCGGCUGCGACAGCAUCAACCUGGGGGGCAUCAACAUCCCCUACACACAGGGUCCGUCUCUGUCUCUGUCUCAGCGGAACUUGACGGCGGGCUGCAACGUGGCGUGUGGCUGCGUGACGUACGACUACGCACCCGUCUGCGGCUCCGACGGCAUCACCUACUUCAACCCCUGCCUGGCAGGGUGCAGCAGCGUCGCCAACGACAGCUCCGGGGUGAGGAACUACUCGGACUGUGCGUGUGUUCAGAGUCGUCAGGUGAGCACGGCGCGCGGCGGUGUCCAUGGUAACGGACUGUCGGUGGUGAUCGUGGAGACGUACCUGCGGGGGAAGGGCUGGGCGCGGGAGGGGCGGUGCCAACGCACCUGCGGAACUCUGCUGCCCUUCCUCAGCUUCCUCUUCAUCGUCACCUUCAUCACCGCCUGCGCUCAGCCCGCCGCCAUCAUAGUCACGCUCAGGUCUGUGGAUGAACAGGAGCGUCCCUUUGCACUGGGGAUGCAGUUUGUUCUUCUGCGCACGCUUGCCUACAUCCCGACACCCAUCUACUUCGGUGCGGUGAUUGACACGGCGUGUAUGCUGUGGCAGCAGCAGUGUGCGGCGCUGGGCUCGUGCUGGGAGUAUGACGUCACUUCCCUUCGCUUCGUCUACUUCGGCCUGGCGGCCAGCCUCAAGCUCGUGGCCUUUCUGUUCAUCCUGCUGACCUGGCUGUCCAUCAAGCGCCGCGAGGAGCGCCUAGGCCGCUGCCAUGGCAACCUGGACGCGCUGGACACGGUCAGCGAGCUGCUGGUGGUCCACCGCGGGGGCGGCGGAGGGGCCGGGGUCAAAGGUCACGCGCGCACACGCUCCUGCCCACCCUUCCUCCUGCGCAUGGACCACCACCCGGUCGCCGUGGCUACGGGACAGGUCAUCUGUGGCCGCAGCGGCACUAGUUGCCACGGAAACGGACUGAAGGCUACGGCCCCGUCCACCCGGCCAGGAGAGAAGGCCUAAUGCGCGCACACGCACACACACAUAAACACGCACACACUAGCACACAAUCACACACACAUAAACACGCACACACUAGCACACAAGCACACACACAUAAACACACACACACAUAA